Molecule: messenger RNA, 2937 nt
Organism: Aureococcus anophagefferens
Lineage: Eukaryota; Pelagophyceae; Pelagomonadales; Pelagomonadaceae
Exons: 3
Coding region: 1-2937 (978 amino acids)
Biological process (GO): glycolytic process; gluconeogenesis
Cellular component (GO): cytosol
Molecular function (GO): phosphoglycerate kinase activity; ATP binding; ADP binding
Source: RefSeq, a predicted model, not a curated record
AUGCUCGAAAAGGCCGUCGACGCGACGAAAACGUCGGCGCUGCGGCCCCUCGUGUUGGCGACGCGCGACGCGGGCGACGGCGGCUUCGGCAACAUCCUCGGCCCGCGCGACGACACCGCGGCGGACGACCGGCAGACGCGCUGGGACGUCUUCCUCGAUCCCGAGGACGCGACCGUCGCGGCGGUCGUUGGCGAAUUAUUGAACGGACCCGUCGGCGACGCCUUCGAGGAGCUCUGCGGCGGUCUGGACGCGCCGCUGCGGGAAUGCGCGGCGAUCGUCGCGGAGCCCGGCGCGGCGCCGCAACCGGUGCACGCCGACACGCAGUGGACCGACGAGCCCGUGCUGUUCACCUGCUUUGUGGCCUUGCAGGACAUCCCCCCGGAGCUCGGGCCGACGCGGUUUUUACCGGGCACGGCGACAAGGGAAAAGCACGACGCGAUGGACGCGGCGCUCGUCGAUCCCGUGAGCCCGGAGCGCGCGAUCACGUCGUACUGCGCCGGGCAGCCGAGUUUGCUGGCGCUGUUGGAGGAGGGCGACGCGUCGUUGUACGAUUCGCGGCUGCACCACGCGGGCGGGCCCUGUUUCGAGGCGACCCGGUGCUUGUUCUACGUGUCCUUCGGCCACGCCGCGAACGAGAACUACCCCGAACCGCCGCAGCGGAGCUUGGGGAAGGCGAUGAAGCUCGCCAUCCUCGCCCUCGCCCUCUCCGUGGCCGACGCCUUCGUGGCGCCCGGCGCCGCCCGCGCCGGCCGCAUGGUCGAGCUCGACGCCAAGAAGUCCGUCGCCGACAUGUCGGAGGCGGACCUCAAGGGCAAGAAGGUGCUCAUCCGCUGCGACCUCAACGUGCCGCUCAAGGACGGCGUCAUCGGCGACGACACGCGCAUCCGCGCGUCCGUGCCCACGGUCAAGUACCUCCUCGAGAAGGGCGCGUCCGUCGCCAUGUGCUCGCACCUCGGCCGCCCCAAGGACGGCCCCGAGGACAAGUUCUCGCUCGGCCCCGUGUCGGCGCGCAUGGCCGAGUGCCUCGGCAAGGACGUGAAGAUGGCCCCCGACUGCAUCGGCGACGAGGUCGCCGCCAUGGUCGGCUCCCUCGGCGAGGGCGAGGCCAUGCUCCUCGAGAACACGCGCUUCUACAAGGAGGAGGAGAAGAACGAGGCGGCCUUCGUCGAGAAGCUCGCGGCGCCCUUCGACCUCUUCGUCAACGACGCCUUCGGCACGGCCCACCGCGCGCACGCGUCCACCGAGGGCGUGACCAAGUUCCUCUCGCCCUCCGUGUCGGGCUACCUCCUCGCCAAGGAGCUCAAGUACCUCGCGGGCGCCGUCGACGAGCCCGUGCGCCCCCUUGCCGCCAUCGUCGGCGGCUCCAAGGUGUCCUCGAAGAUCACGGUCCUCGAGUCCCUCAUCAACAAGUGCGACAAGGUCAUCAUCGGCGGCGGCAUGACCUUCACGUUCCUCAAGGCCAUGGGCAAGCCCGUUGGCUCGUCCCUCGUCGAGGACGACUUCCUCGACACGGCCAAGGCCGCCAUGAAGCUCGCGGAGGAGAAGGGCUGCGAGCUCAUCUUCCCCUCGGAGAUCCUCGUCGCCGACAAGUUCGACGCCGAGGCCAACACGCAGGUCGUCGACCAGGACUCCAUCCCCGACGGCUGGAUGGGCCUCGACAACGGCCCCAAGGCGACGAAGGAGAUCCAGGAGAAGCUCGCGGACUGCAAGACCGUCAUCUGGAACGGCCCCAUGGGCGUCUUCGAGAUCGACGCGUUCGCCAAGGGCACGUUCGCCAUCUGCGACACGCUCGCGGAGCUCACGGAGAAGGGCUGCGUCACCAUCAUCGGCGGCGGCGACUCCGUCGCGGCCGUCGAGAAGGCGGGCCUCGCGGACAAGAUGUCCCACAUCUCCACGGGCGGCGGCGCGUCGCUCGAGCUCCUCGAGGGCAAGCAGCCGAACGCGCCGCGGCCCGUCGACGCGACUGCCGAGGCGUCGGCGACGGCCUUCGCGGCGGAGGCGGCGACGGGCCGCCUCUUUCCCCGAUUCAGCGCCGAGGUCGCCGCCAAGAUCCUCGGCUUCGUCGGCUGGCGCGGCCUCUUCCGCCUCGAGCGGACGGGCCGGCGCGGCGCGCGCUGGGCCGCCGCCGGCUACGCCUUCGCCGUGCCCGGCCUGCGCGCGGCCGCGGGCGUCGCGCCGCGCGCCGCGGUCCGGGCGGCGCUCGCGGUCCGCGCCGACCACGCGCUCCGCCGCUUCGCGGGCGACGGCGUCGUCUGCGACUUCCCGCGGCUCGAGGACAUGUCGCGCGAGAGCGGGUCGCUCUGGCGGAACCUGCUGUCGCGCCUGCGCUACGUGGCCUGCGCCGCGCGGACCGCGCCGGCCGCGCCGGCGCUCUUCGUCGUCGAGAUCCUCGCGCAGGACUGGCGCGACAGCCCCGCGGACCCGGACCACGUCGUCGCGUCGUCGGCGGCGCGCGUGCUCGGGGCCUGGGCCACGGACGCGUUUGAUGACGACAAGUCCUUCAUCGCCGGCACGCCGGGGGCCUACUACUGGGGCCGGCUCCACGUCGCGACGGACGGCUGCGCGCCCGUGUCGCGGAGCGCGUUGUGGGGCUCGUACCUCGACCUCUUCGCGCGGGUCUGGGCCUGGUCGCCCUGCGGCGCCGUCGCCGUCGUCGCCGUCCGCCGCCUCGGCCUCCCGGGCGGCCCCGCGUCCCGCGACGCGUUCGUGCCCAUGCACCCGCUCCCGGACGCGGACCGCCCGCCCGACGACGCCGAGUGGCCCGUCGUCGCGCACGUGGCCUCCACCUUCGCCGACGACGGCGACGCCAUGCGCGUCGCGUCCCUGACCUUCGCCUUCACGGGCUGCCGGCGCGGCGGCGCCGACGACCAGGCCUUCCUCGGGGACAAGCUCGCCAGGGUCGCCAUCUGGACGCCCGCGUUCGCGGGGGGGUCGUAA